UUUUUUUUUUUUUGGUUCUUUUUUUUGGAGUUGGGGACCAAACCCAGGGCCUUGCGCUUCCUAGGUAAGCGCUCUACCACUGAGCUAAAUCCCCAGCCCCGGAAGUGGUUAUUAAAUCAUCUGGAUUUCAAAUACUAGAUAAUGUUAACAAAAUCUGGGAGCUGCAUGGAAGGAAAACACAAGGCCACACAGUGACCCAUGCUUUAGUUAAUGUUCCCAGCCUUAGCAUCAUAUGGCCUGAUAAACCAUUCCCACUCCUUACAGGAAAGGUCAGGAUCUUUGGUUGAUGCCAGUUAUUGAGGGCUGAAGUCUUUGACCCCCUCCUCCCAAUUGUUUUUCUUUGAUUACAGUUUUUUUUAGAUGCUCAUAAUCCUUAAACAAGAGACUAAUAACAGAUCUCACAGAUAUCCAGUAGUCAGGCUACAUUAACCAUGUGCUGAGUGAAUUCCAAAAUUAUUACAGUAGUUGCAAAAUUAGAGAGAAGAAGGUCUCUUUGGAAAGUAGUCAAGUGAAAUCUGAGGUGGAUGUUUAUCUAAGUGAUUGGUCCUCAGGAAACAUUGCUUUACCCAAUGGCACAGACUAAAGAGGGUACCUUGAAUCCAGGGGGCAGGUACUGGCUUCAGGCAACCUGGGCUUUCAAAGUGUCAAAAAUGAAUUCUUACCUGCAAAGCUAACAUAAGUACAAUUGAGACAUAAAAUAGUGGAGAAAAAUGUAGUGCCUGAACCAGUCAGGAAAGCAAAGAAAUUCUUUUCAAAGGAAGAUAUUCAUUAAACAGACGCUGAGGCCUUUAUUUGGUGACCUCCUCCAUAUAUAUUCACACGGGGUUGGUCAUUUUUAAUCAUACUCUUAUUCCUAAAUAGACUUAUGAGUGUGCUCAGUUUAAUUCAUUUAAGAUACUAGGCACAUUUUUAAGUUAUGGGGUAUGUGUUUAUGAGCUUGAGGGGAAUGAACAGGACCGCUUCUAGGCCUGCUCAACUCACACCAGAAAGCCUUCCCUGGAAAGGACACUGGGAAAGUGCGUUAGUGUAGGAGUUUGCCCCUCGGGUGUCUGCUGUGUUUACUGUCCAGCUGGUGUGUAGGUUUCACCAGAGUUGCCACUUGUCCAUUUUGUUUACAGUCUCAAAUUUCAAGGUGUGAAAAUGAAUUCCUAUCUGCAAAGCUGUAAGUAAUCUAUUUAAUCUGUAAUAUACACAUAUAGUUCAGUUUUGUUUGCUUUGUUUUUGUUGUACUGCAGACAGAAUCUAGAACUUGGGUCAUCCUAGGCAAACUGUCUACACUCAUACAUUAUCAAAAUUUAAAAUAUGUAUUGUUAGACUUCAACAUUGGUUAGUCUUCAGUUGACUCAUAUAAGCACAUGGAGUUUUGUGGUGAUGGUGGUUGGGUUAUCUAUUCAUUUUUUUAAAAUCUAUUUCGAGAUAGGACCUUGCUAUGUAGUCUAGGCUACCACACCAUCGAUGAUCCUCCUGCCUUAGCCUCUGGAACUGAGAAUGUGGAUAUGGCAGUCACACCUACCUGGCUGCUAGUCUUAAAUAGAUUCUUUCUCACACUUAUAAUUUGUACUGAGGUUUCACUAAAGCCAAAAAAAGAAAAAAUCUUAAUGGUAUGGGAGAAUUGUGGCAUAUUUUAUUUUUUGAGGGCUUCACUAUAAUAACCCUGGCUAUCUUGGAACUUGCUUGUAGACCAGGGUGUCUUUGAACUCUCUGAGAUCCUCUUGUCUGCAGAGUGAUGGCAUUAAAGAUGCUUGCCACCAUGCGAUGAUCACCAGCAAACACUUUUUUUUUUUUUGACAGAAAAUGAUGCAGUUUUAAUAUACCAUUUUGCAGAAAGGGUCACCAGCACAGAGAAAAGGCAAAAAUUGCUUUCGGGUUGAUUUUGCCGAAGACCGUCGUUUCUGAACCCCUGACCACAGGAAAUUCCUGCUUUUUUCUCCCAUAGGCUAGACAUAAGAUUCACAAUCUAGCAUAGUCCCCUUCUCAAAUUCCCUAUCCUUUUUAUUUAGGAGGAAAAGCCUUACUUAAUGAGUUAAUUCGAGGCUUGAGACUACCCCUUUUGUUGGUUGUGGGCUCACCCAUAUAGCUGAUUGCCUAUAACUUUUUUCUAUUUAUUUUUUACUUAUUCACUUUACAUCCUGCUCACUGCCCUCUCCCGAUCAUCCCCUCCCACAAUCCUUCCCCCUCCUCCUCUCCUUCUCUGAGUGGGUAAGGGCCCCCUGGUUACCCCUCUAUCCUCUACGAGGCUAAACGCUUUCUCUCCCACUGACAGCCAACAGUAUAUUUCAGGACUUUGGGAGAAGAAACAAGUCAGUUUCUUUUUUGAGUCAGUGACAGCGUUUAGGGUUAGAUGGCAUUUGUGCAGUUGCACCACAGUAGCCCUUGCCCUUCAAACGGAGGUGGGUGCAGCGCGGCUGGGAGCCGCCAGGGACCGCCAGCGCCCGCAAAGCCCUCAAGCGCCGCUCUGUACGUCGCAGGCGUAAGGCGCUACCAGCGGCUUCGGCGGGAGGCCACGGCGCGGUGCAUCCUGGGUUGGCGUAGCCAUGGCGUCUCGUGUCCUUUGCGCCUGUGUCCGCCGCCUGCCUGCGGCCUUUGCGCCGCUGCCCCGGCUUCCCACGUUGGCUUUGGCCCGGCCGCUCAGCACCAUUCUCUGCCCUGAGGGAAUCUGGAGAAGAACCGGGACUCUGCAGCCCACCUUGGCGCUCGCGCAGGUGCCUGGAACGGUCACACAUUUGUGCCGCCAGUACAGUGAUGCACCCCCACUGACGUUAGAAGGAAUCAGGGACCGAGUUCUGUAUGUCUUGAAACUCUAUGAUAAGAUUGACCCAGAAAAGCUCUCAGUAAAUUCUCAUUUUAUGAAGGACCUGGGCUUAGACAGUUUGGACCAAGUGGAAAUUAUUAUGGCCAUGGAAGACGAAUUUGGGUUUGAAAUUCCUGAUAUAGAUGCAGAGAAGUUAAUGUGUCCACAAGAAAUUGUAGAUUACAUUGCAGAUAAGAAGGAUGUGUAUGACUAAAGUAUCAGAGCCUUCUUCCUCACUGUGAGGACUCCAGAGGACACAUGAUGGCAUCGUGGCCAACUGACAGCGGUUCUGUUCGACUUGUAUUUAAAUUGUCUGAGUGUUUUGCCCUUUAAAAAUAAAUCUAUUACAAAACUAA
Molecule: messenger RNA, 3147 nt
Organism: Rattus norvegicus (Norway rat)
Lineage: Eukaryota; Metazoa; Chordata; Mammalia; Rodentia; Muridae
Source: RefSeq, a predicted model, not a curated record